Molecule: messenger RNA, 1545 nt
Organism: Nilaparvata lugens (brown planthopper)
Lineage: Eukaryota; Metazoa; Arthropoda; Insecta; Hemiptera; Delphacidae
Product: alpha-1,3-mannosyl-glycoprotein 4-beta-N-acetylglucosaminyltransferase B-like
Biological process (GO): protein N-linked glycosylation
Cellular component (GO): Golgi stack; endoplasmic reticulum; endoplasmic reticulum-Golgi intermediate compartment
Molecular function (GO): acetylglucosaminyltransferase activity
Source: RefSeq, a predicted model, not a curated record
CAAUAAUAAAUUGUUUUCGCAGUACGGAAAUGAGUUUCUUGGAGGCCAUACUCAGGAUACCACUUACUCGAAAACAACCAAUUCUGUACGGGUUCAUGUUCCUUUUUGGUAUUUCCAGUCUUUUCACACUUUCAUCAAGAAUAGACAUGCGUCAGGAAUCGGACCUGGUUCGUCAACUGGUUGAAUCACAAACAGAGUAUAAUAAACUGGAUGACAACUACAGAAAAAAAGUAGAAGAAGUGCAAGUCCUACGUCAGCAAUUGGAGACUUUGAAGAACGAUUCCCCAACUAAAGUUAUGAGCGAAACUCAAACUAAUUCGAAGACAGUUUCACACAAUGUGAUAAACUUGAAGCCGUUUCAAGAGAACCCCAUUGAUUCCUCUGAUAUGAUGCGUCUGCCCAGUGGCUAUGACUUCUUACCUCAUCUACUACUCAGUCCAUCCAGUAUCAACCCUUCUUUUAUUCUGUCUAAAGGGCGGACAGGAGUUUCAGUAGCAUUUGGUAUACCGACAGUCAAACGUGAAGAUCAGAUUUACGUCCUUGCCACGUUGCAGAAUCUAUUAGAUGGCAUGUCUCAAGUAGAAAAAGAUAAUACUAUUAUCAUUGUGCUUAUAGCUGAGACUAAUGAGGACUAUAUUCUUCAAAUAACAAAUAGCAUCCAACACGACUUCCAACCGCACUUGGAUUCAGGGCUGAUAGAGGUGAUUGUUCCUGCAGCAUCGUUCUAUCCCGAUCUGUCUAAAAUCAAAACAAAUUAUUUGAAUGAACCCACUGACCGGUUCUACUGGCGUACCAAGCAAAACCUGGACUUCGCCUACCUGAUGAUGUACUCGCAUACAAAAUCCAAGUACUAUGUCCAACUGGAAGACGAUAUUCUUGCAAUACCUAAUUUUGCAACUAUUAUGGUGAAAGCUGCACAUGAGGAAACAGCUACGAAAGAGUCCUGGGUGGUGAUAGACUUCUGCAACUUGGGGUUUAUCGGAAAAUUAUUCAAGUCGGUUGACUUACCACAAUUUGCUCAAUUCUUAUUGAUGUUCCACACUGCGAAGCCAGUUGAUUGGUUACUGCAUUAUUUCAUAUCCACCCUGGUUUGCCACUUGGAAAAAGACCAUAUAUCUUGUAAUAAAGCUAAAAGUCAGGUAUGGAUUCACAAACCACCUUUAUUCCAACAUGUAGGUACUCAAUCUUCAUUGAAAGGAAAAGUACAGAACUUGAAGGACAGUGAAUUUGGAAAGGUCGCCCUCUACUUUCCUCAUCAAAAUCCGGAUGCAUCAGUCUACUCGGAGGCCAUUGGCUAUAAACGUCACACUCUGCAGCAAGUCUACACAGGCAAAAAUUUCUUCUGGAGUCUGCAAUCUCAAUAUAUGGAUCACAUGUGGUUCGUUUUCAAAGAGCCACUGAUUAUAAAAAGGUAUUUAUUUCGAAGUGGCAAUGCAGAACAUCCAUCAUACAUAUUUUGCAACACAUCAGUAGAAGUACUUCCGAAGAACCCUUUGCCAGAAUCAGAAAGAUUACCACGAACAGAUGAUGGCUAUAUUGUUGUGG